UGUCUCUGAUGGGCUGACGACAACGUCCUCCAACAUGGACAACAGUGAAAGCCCCUUUCACCCCAGCCUGGCGGCAGCUCUCGUCAAGCUCGACCCGGAGGACGGUGAGCAGAUCAUGGAGUAUUUCAAAACUCAUGCCCUGCUGAUAAGAGAGAAAGCAUUCCUGCAGGCCUCGGUCAGAGAGCAGAAGAAGCUGCUGGUGGAAAACGCCAAACUAAAGAACGACAUCGAACAUCUAAAGGUUCAACUGCAAGAAAAGCAAAGACGACGCACGGUCCAGGCCCCGCCCCCAGCACACUUGUCAAUCAACCUGCCUGCCUGGCUGGGGCAACAGCUGCUAUUCCUGCAAAUCAUCAUCCUCCCUGCUCUUCCUCACAUGACCGGAGAGACAGACAGAAUGGGAGGAGGAGAGGGGAGAGGAAAGCCACGGGUCGACGUGUCCCGUCUCGACCUGAGGGUUGGACGGAUCCUCACUACCCGCCGCCACCCGCUGGCUGAGACCAUGUCUGUCCAGGAGGUGGACUUGGGAGAAGAUGCUCCCCGGACAGUUGUCAGCAAGCUGGUAUGGAAAACACACCUGGAGCAGCUCCAAGGCAGUCUGGCUGUGCUGCUCUGCAACGUCAAGGCCUGUAGGCUGAGGGGCGUGGUCUCCCAGGCCCGCCUCCUUCGUUGCUCGACCCCCGAUGGGGUCAUUGAGCUGUUGGCUCCGCCCUCUGGUUCUGCCCCUGGGGACAGAGUGACCUUCCUCAACUACCCUGGUGACCCAGACAGAGAGCUGCAGUCCAAGCAGAGGAUUUGGGAGCUCCUUCAGCCCGACCUGCAGGUCGACUGCAGGGGCGUAGCCAACUAUAGAGGCUGCAGGUUUGAGGUUAAAGGGAAAGGGCUGUGCAGGGCCCCCUCCCUUAUCAACUGCAUCAUCAGAUAGGAGUGUGGCCCCAGCUCAUAGAACAAGACAUGCUGAAGACAGGAUGUGCACUGGAGUUCUUUUAUUGUGAAAUGCCUGCUCUGCUGUAGCUGGAUAAAAAACAAAAAGCAGCUGAUGUAAAUCACUUAUCUAGUUAAUGGUAUAAGUUAGUGCUGUUAGCUAACAACA
Molecule: messenger RNA, 1093 nt
Organism: Monopterus albus (swamp eel)
Lineage: Eukaryota; Metazoa; Chordata; Actinopteri; Synbranchiformes; Synbranchidae
Product: aminoacyl tRNA synthase complex-interacting multifunctional protein 1-like
Exons: 7
Coding region: 35-925 (296 amino acids)
Molecular function (GO): tRNA binding
Source: RefSeq, a predicted model, not a curated record